Messenger RNA from Larimichthys crocea (large yellow croaker), 1205 nucleotides. RefSeq names its product PITH (C-terminal proteasome-interacting domain of thioredoxin-like) domain containing 1 (gene pithd1). The record is from RefSeq and is a predicted model, not a curated record. NCBI's taxonomy places the organism in Eukaryota, Metazoa, Chordata, Actinopteri, Sciaenidae. Gene Ontology annotation, cellular component: nucleus. The transcript has 6 exons. The coding region runs from base 160 to 789 and encodes 209 amino acids.
CUCACGCCGGAAGUCUCUUUCUCACGCCUGACGCAGAGGCUGCAGGCCGUGAAGUGAAACUUCGUGUUUCACUUUCUUCAAACCUCCGGGACCGAGCGGCUCGUUCUUCUCUUUGUCCGAGCGACCUUUAACGGAAAAGCCCCGUCUUUCAGCUCCGUGAUGUCCGGUCACGGUCACGGUCACGGACACGGCUGCGUGUGCGAAGCGGAGCAUGAGCCCGCGGAGCGGGGCCUGGAGUACGGACUGUACCGGCGGAUCGACGUGGAGAAGCUGCAGUGUCUGAACGAGAGCAGGGACGGAGACGGGAAGCUGGUGUUCAAACCGUGGGAUCAACGGAAGGAACGGGACAAGUAUGUCGAGAGCGACGCAGAUGAAGAGCUGCUGUUCAACAUCCCUUUUACCGGCAGCGUGAAGCUGAAAGGCAUCAUCAUCUCUGGAGAGGAUGACGACUCUCAUCCGGCUGAGAUUCGACUGUACAAGAACAUCCCACAGAUGUCGUUCGACGACACCGGCAGAGAACCCGAACAAGCCUUCAGGCUCAACAGAGACCCCUUAGCUGAGCUGGAGUAUCCAACAAAGAUCGCUCGUUUUUCCAGUGUCCAGCACCUCUCCAUCCACAUCUCAAAGAACUUUGGAUCAGAGAGCACCAGGGUCUACUACAUCGGCCUGAGGGGAGAAUUCUCGGAGGCCUACAGACACGAAGUGACGAUCUGUAGCUACGAGGCGACGGCGAACCCUGCGGAUCACAAAGUGGAGAGCAUCAUCCCGCAAACCAACUUCAUUUCCUGAGAGUCUGGAGGAGGAAGAAGAAGGAGGAGGUGGAGCGAGAGCAGGAAGAGGAGGAAAGAGGAGAGGUUUCAACGGUGUCUGCUUGACAGGUGUCCAAGAAGUCAAAGAUGAGUCCAAUGCUGCGUACCGGCAGGUUGGUUGAGCUCGACCAGGACUGAGCACGGAAAAUCUGGAGACCAGAGAGCUUCAGAUGUGUCUGGAAGUGCCAAGUUGUUGCUCUGUGUUGUGUGACGAUAAAGCGUGAAGGCUUAAUGUGGGCAAAAAGCUUAAUAAUAAUAAUAAUAAUAAACGCAUGAAACAUUUCACACUUAGUAUGUAUGAUCCUGUAUACUCUGAUUCAUGUCUAAUGAUCUCCAGCACUUCAAUAAACUGACAGCUACUCUUAAAUAAAACGCUGAAGGCUGCAAAUAAAUCAA